This is a messenger RNA of Paraphaeosphaeria sporulosa, 621 nucleotides long. RefSeq lists its product as uncharacterized. The annotation marks the transcript as partial. The record is from RefSeq and is a predicted model, not a curated record. The transcript has a single exon. NCBI's taxonomy places the organism in Eukaryota, Fungi, Ascomycota, Dothideomycetes, Pleosporales, Didymosphaeriaceae.
UAUGAGACCAGAGAGGCCUUGUUGCGACAUCUUUCGGCAUAUGAUGUUGCUAAGCUCGACAUAGCGUUCCAUCACAUUCUGAGCGAUACCGAAAAAAGGACAUAUCUAAAUCCAAUAAGAGACUUACUAUGGGAUAUCGCGGAAACAGAGGUGCUAUUACAGGAGGGGAUGAAGCUUCUGCUCCUUGGGAAAGACAGACUGGCUCUGAAAGGCAGACUGUAUGAUACGGAGGGUUAUCUGAAGUCUUACGGUCAUCGAAAGCUUAAGGUGUAUCUUUUGGGGAUCUUCCCGUUGCAGGAAAAAACUACCACAUCUCUUGACAGAAUGAUUAGAUUCAGCAUUAAUGGAGAAGCUAGUCAGAGCCGAAUUCUUCAGGACGAAAACGAUCUACGGAGAAUAGAAGAGAGACUAUUUGUAUACGGCUGGUCAUUACAGAGAACCUUCCUAAUGGCAUUUGGAGCGCCUACUGAUCUAUCUUCAAGUGAUUCUAAAGGAUUCUGGUAUAAGGUACCUAAUAUACCUGAUCGGACUGUAGAACUAAGGGUGUAUGUUCCCAGCUUCCAUGAUAGAAUAUUCGAAAGGGUUGAAUUGCCUGUAUCUGAAAUACCCCGAUUAAGUGGU